This is a messenger RNA of Rhizopus microsporus ATCC 52813, 1374 nucleotides long. RefSeq lists its product as uncharacterized. The coding region runs from base 1 to 1374 and encodes 457 amino acids. Lineage: Eukaryota; Fungi; Mucoromycota; Mucoromycetes; Mucorales; Rhizopodaceae. The transcript has 8 exons. Gene Ontology annotation, molecular function: protein binding. The record is from RefSeq and is a predicted model, not a curated record.
AUGUAUGGACAACAAAGCAGUGCCUUCAACAACAAAUGGAACGAAGUCAUAGCCAGUAAUAACUUUGACGUCGAAGUUAGACGAGCUCCAGAAUCUGUCUUUUUCCCAGAACAAAAUCAAAUCGUGAUCAUAGGAGGAUUCAGUAGUAACACACCCUUUACCAACCAAACAAUCGCCUACGACACAGUUAGCAAUACCUGGAAAUCAUUACCAGCCUAUUCCGAACCUAAUAGACCUCGACGUCAAAUUUACUUUGCCACGUCUAUCAACUUGAUAUCAGCAACAAAUGAUACAGCUGCAUUCUAUGGCGGCUAUGAAAGUUUACCUUCCACAACUGUUCCCAUGAUUUCUUCAACUGGACAAAACAUCACUAAUAUAAAUAACGGAACAUCCAUCAGAGGAUUUGAUUCUUUGACGGUAUUCAAUAUCACUUCACAGACAUGGAGCUACUUUUCCCCUCAGCAAGCAUUCCCAGAUCCAGAUUUCUAUCCCAAUUCUCAAUCAGCAACAUUUAAUCCUAGGACUGGCAGAAUUUACUACUUUGGUGGAAGUUAUUAUACGCAUACAAACUAUGGACCUAUCCGAUUCCCUUUUAGUAAAACAUAUAUAUUCAACACCAUCCAAGGUACUUGGAGUUUACAGCCACUUUCUGCAACUAUUGGUAGCGGUGUACCUUCCGACAGAAUCUAUCAUACGACUACUUUAUUGCCCAAUUCAGAUCACAUCCUUUUGUAUGGUGGAACAAACGAUGGAAGAAUUGGUCUCACGGAUUUCUGUUAUACACUUGACUUAACCACUUACGAAUGGACAAAUCAAGUCAAUGUUACUGUUCCUACCUCUGUAUCAGCAAGUGGUGUUCGAUAUGGACAUUCAGCCGUUUUGGUAAACACGACAUUGUUUAUCUUGUUUGGUAGUGAUAUCAAUGGCAAUGGCAGUCCAAAUCUGCUCACAUUUGAUAUUUCCAAUGUAUCCAACAUUCAAUAUACACCUACCUAUCCUUUGCUUCCUGCUACAGUUAGCAACCCAAGCAACCCCAACAACAACAAUAAUAAUAAUAAUAAUAACACCUCAAUAGCAGAACCUGCUCGUACAGACUUAAGCAGUGGAGCCAAGGCUGGUAUUGCUAUCGGCUGUGUAUUGGGAGUUGCAGCUAUUGCAGGUACUAUCUUUUUCUUUAUGCGCCGUAAACGAGAAUCAAAAGGAGGAGAAGAGGUGAUGCAAGUCGAUUGGGAUAAGAUUGAAAAUCAAUAUAGAGAAGUUCAGGCACCACCUAUUUAUACAACCCAUGCACCAUCAACGAAUGACGUUGUCAGACAAACACCUGAUGUCUUUCUUUCUGAACCCACAAAAGGGAUCUCUCCUUCAGCUCAUUAG